AUGACUGGAAAAACCUUAACAAAUUUUUCUACCUAUGAUUGGUUGCACAAUGGGCAUGUUACUAAUAACAAUGAGAAGAUGUCAAAAUCUUUGGGUAACUUUUUCACAAUUCGCCACAUUACUCAGAGAUAUCAUCCACUGGCUUUGCGGUCCUUCUUGAUAAAUGCACACUAUCGUUCUCCUCUCAAUUACUCCGUUGUUCAGUUGGAAGCCUUUCUAGAAGCGUUGAAGUUGGUAAACAAUUUGUUGACCAUGCUAAAGAAGAAGCAGCAAAAGCAGCAAAGAUUAUUGGUAAUUCAAUCCCUUAAAGAGAUUGAGAAAGAAGUUACGAAAGUUUUGGAUGUACUUGGAUUGCAGCCACCUUGCUCUUAUAAUGAGGUUUUGCUGCAAUUAAAGGACAAAGCAUUAACAAGAGCCGGGUUGGUGGAAGAUGAUGUGAUUCGUCUAAUUAACGAAAGAUUUGAAGUGAGGAGAAACAAAGACUUCUUGAAAAGUGAUCAGAUGAGAGCUCAUUUGUAAGCAAAGGGCAUUGCACUCAUGGAUGUAGGCAUGGAAACAAUUUGGAGACCUUGUGUUCCUGUUCAACAAGAAUCAGAAGUA
This is a messenger RNA of Gossypium raimondii (Peruvian cotton), 600 nucleotides long. Its product is annotated as cysteine--tRNA ligase 1, cytoplasmic. Gene Ontology annotation, molecular function: cysteine-tRNA ligase activity; ATP binding. The transcript is spliced from 5 exons. Bases 1 to 519 code for a protein of 172 amino acids. The record is from RefSeq and is a predicted model, not a curated record. Gene Ontology annotation, cellular component: cytoplasm. Gene Ontology annotation, biological process: cysteinyl-tRNA aminoacylation. NCBI's taxonomy places the organism in Eukaryota, Viridiplantae, Streptophyta, Magnoliopsida, Malvales, Malvaceae.